Mercurialis annua (annual mercury) is the source of this 1049-nucleotide messenger RNA. RefSeq lists its product as uncharacterized. The record is from RefSeq and is a predicted model, not a curated record. Bases 81 to 800 code for a protein of 239 amino acids. NCBI's taxonomy places the organism in Eukaryota, Viridiplantae, Streptophyta, Magnoliopsida, Malpighiales, Euphorbiaceae. The transcript is spliced from 3 exons. Gene Ontology annotation, cellular component: mitochondrial matrix.
UUUAAACUAAAUCAGUCAAAUGUUGGAAAUCUCUUAAACCCCUAAAACCCAGCCACUGCUUCAUCACGGCCUGCAAAAAAAUGGCACGUCUAAUCCGAGCCAUAAGAAGAACCCUAAAUUCAACUCAAAACGCCCUAAUUCCCCAAAUUCAAUUCGCACAACCACAACACAAAAGCGAAAUUAAGCUAAACCCAUUUCAAUUCGCAACAAGAAAUUACAUUUCAGAAAUGCGCAAAUCUGCAAUUAAAGAGAACAUGAUUAGAUUACUACGCAAUGAAAUUCAAUACGAAUUCGAUCGUGCCCCUCCCAAACAGCCUGUUACAGAGUUCAAGUCCUUCAAGAUUGAUGAACGCCCCGGUGAGCAGUGGAUAACAAUGAAAAGGAAAUAUGCAGAGAAUGAAGAUAUUAAGAUAGAAGCAACAAUGUUUGAUGGAGCUGUUCCGAGUUUUAAAUCGAGUGAUGUUUCCAAGGAUAAUAAAGUGCAGCUUCACAUUACUUUGGUUGUUUGUAUCUCAAAGGGUGAUGGUGAUGCUUUUGAGAUUAUGUGCUCAGCUUGGCCAGAUAGCUUACAGAUUACAAAGCUUUUCAUUCGCGGCAGUGAAAAAGUGACAGCUAAGGCCUAUAUUGGUCCUGAUGUCGAUGAAUUAGAUGAUGAACUACAAGAUUCACUUUACGAUUUUUUGGAAGCAAGGGGUAUAGAUGAUGAAAUGGCAGCUUUCUUGCAUGAAUACAUGAAGAACAAAGAUAAAACUGAAUACAUUAGGUGGAUGGGUACUGUCAAAUCUUACAUUGAAGAGUAGAGAUUGUUUUCUAGUGGUGGAUUGGUGAUUAUACUUUAUAUGAUCCGAAAAUUUACUAGCUUUCGAGUGGUAAGACGGAUCAACAGAAUGCCAGAUUGAUAAGCGCAAUCCACAUGCCCUUUUUGUUAUAAUCUCUAGUCUUCUGGGUUAUAAUUGUAACUGAACUUUGAGUUGUAAUUUACUUUUUGUGGACCUGAUCAAGUAUGCAUAGAAGUGAAGCAGAAGUACAUUUUUAGCCCUGGAUGAAAA